This is a messenger RNA of Phalaenopsis equestris, 742 nucleotides long. RefSeq names its product vacuolar iron transporter homolog 4-like. The record is from RefSeq and is a predicted model, not a curated record. Gene Ontology annotation, molecular function: manganese ion transmembrane transporter activity; iron ion transmembrane transporter activity. Gene Ontology annotation, biological process: intracellular manganese ion homeostasis. The transcript has a single exon. Bases 52 to 666 code for a protein of 204 amino acids. Gene Ontology annotation, cellular component: membrane. Lineage: Eukaryota; Viridiplantae; Streptophyta; Magnoliopsida; Asparagales; Orchidaceae.
CCCCUUCCUUCCUCUCCAUACUAUUCCUUCUUCCUCCCUCCCAUCCCAUACAUGGCCACAAUCACUGAAACCAAACUAACCAUUCCCAGCUCUGAAAUCCAUGAAGCACACGCUGAAGAAAUGAACUGCUCAAACAGAUCCCAGUGGCUCAGAGCUGCAAUCCUCGGAGCCAACGAUGGUCUGGUUUCCAUUACUUCUCUCAUGAUAGGAAUUGGCGCUGUAAAACAAGAUCCAAAAGCCAUGAUUUUAUCAGGCUUUGCAGGCUUAGUAGCAGGGGCUUGCAGCAUGGCCAUAGGAGAAUUUAUCUCUGUGUACUCUCAGCUUGACAUUGAAGUCGCCCAGCUGAAAAGAGACAGCAAGGUGGAAGCUUUAGCUGAUCAGGAAAGCUUGCCAAGUCCAGUUCAGGCGGCAAUGGCGUCCUCCAUGGCUUUCUCCAUAGGAGCUUCUGUGCCCCUGUUAGCGGCCGGGUUUAUAAGCAGUUAUGAGGUAAGAAUUGGGGUGGUAGCAGCAGCAGCCAGUUUGGCUUUGGCAGUAUUUGGCUGUGUUGGAGCUUUGCUUGGAAAAGCUCCUGUUUUGAGGGCGGGGAUUAGGGUUUUGAUUGGAGGGUGGGCCGCCAUGGCCGUGACCUUCGGGUUGAUGAAGCUGUUCAGAUCGGGUAGGCUUUAGUUAAAGCAGCUUGCUUUCUGGAUUUCUUAUGAUGUUUAUGUUGAUCGAUGAAAUAAUUUUUAUCUAAACAUGUGCU